ACACACACACACACACUUUAGAAAGUCUCCACAGGAAACGGUGAGCCAUAAUGCGAAGGCACCUCGGAGCAGACGGCCGCCUUUGCUUCAAACCAAUUGGGAUACGGUCGCCGGGCUUUGAUAGUGCGUUAAUUACUCAUGUGAUGUGAUACAGAUGUCUGGGGGCUUCAGCCGAAACUUUGCCUGACGCUUUCCGAGGGGGCCAGGCAGACAUUUUUAGAGAAGCGUGAUAACGUGGGAGUGGAACCAAAGUACAGCCAGCGUUCCAUAAUGGCCGCCACAGCCAUGCAUAUGUUGCUGCUAAUGGGCUGUAUGGCAGCCAAAGGAAUGUGCCAGAUAAACAACGCUGCAGCGGAGGAGGACCAUCACGUCGGAUUGCUCCUCCGCUCCACCCUUCAACCCCCGGACCUCCACAGUACCUUCGUACCCAGCACAGACGCGUGGGGCCCGGUGGCGCAAGCAAUGGGAUCCGGUUCCGCAAACAGCACGGUCAUAAGGAAGCCCUUACCGCCACCCAUGUGCCGUGCGACUACGUCAAUAAAGGGUUAUUUUAAGUACAUCAACACGGUCAUCUCUAUCGUGGUGUUCGUGGUGGGUCUGGUGGGCAACGCCACCCUGCUGAGGAUCAUAUACCAGCAAAAGUGCAUGAGGAACGGGCCCAACGCCCUCAUCGCCAGCCUGGCCCUGGGGGACCUCAUCUACAUCAUAAUUGAUAUUCCCAUCAAUGUGUACAAGCUUCUGGCGUCACGUUGGCCAUUUGACGACAGUGCUGUGGGCUUGUGCCUCUGCAAGCUCUUUCCCUUCCUGCAGAAAGCCUCAGUGGGCAUCACGGUCCUCAACCUGUGCGCCCUCAGCGUUGACAGGUACCGAGCAGUGGCAUCCUGGAGUCGAGUGCAAGGCGUCGGCAUUCCGCUCUUCACCGUCUUGGAAAUAGUCUCAAUUUGGCUCCUGUCGCUAAUCCUGGCCAUCCCGGAAGCCAUCGGAUUCGACAUGGUCAGCUUCAACUACAGGAACGAAACCCUCCGCACGUGUAUGCUUUACCCCAAAUCGGACUUCAUGAUGUUCUACAAGGAAGCCAAGGACUGGUGGUUGUUUGGCUUCUACUUCUGCGUGCCGCUGACCUGCACCGCCAUCUUUUACACCUUGAUGACCUACGAAAUGCUAAACCACAGGAACGGCAGCCUACGCAUCGCCCUUACCGAGCACCUCAAACAGAGAAGGGAAGUGGCCAAAGCAGUCUUCUGUCUGGUCCUGAUAUUCGCCCUGUGCUGGUUCCCACUUCACCUCAGCAGGAUCCUGAAGAAGACGGUGUACUACCAGAACGACGAGAUGCGCUGCGAUCUGCUCAACUUCCUUUUGGUCAUGGAUUACCUCAGCAUCAACCUGGCAACCGUCAACUCCUGCAUCAAUCCCAUUAUCCUCUACUUUGUCAGCAAAAAGUUCAAAAACUGCUUCAAGUCGUGCUUGUGUUGCUGGUGCUACUCCGACAGCCAGCUGAGCAGCAUCGGGGCCAUGAACGGCACCAGCAUCCAGUGUAAGAGCCCCGAGCCCAACAAUGUGCUCACCGACCGCAGCUUGAGGAAAGACAGCGAUUGAACACCCCCCCCCCAACCCCCCUCAAGAACUCUUUGCAGCCACUAAAGUCGCCGCAGCUAGCCUCCUAAUCCUAAUUUACACGCAUUAAUAUGACACCUUAUGUUUUUUUAAACAGAAACACACUUAGGAACCUACUGAAGCCAGGAAACAAGGUUGAAGAGGAAGUGGACUGAGCUGGGGGGGGGUGGGGGGGCAGGAUGCAGCUAAACUGUGAAUUACUGUCAAUGAGUAGUACCUCGUUAUGAUUCCAGUAAACGGCGGCGGUAGCAGCAGCGCUACUGGGAAAGAGAAAGCAGACAAGCGUCUGUCAAACGGAAUGACGGGAGACCUGCGCCGGCACGAUCCCGUGAGCUGGGAAACAGGAACCAGACCAUAAAUUUUCCAUGGGACACGGCCGUGGAUGUACUCAUGACUCAUUGAUUUAGCGUCCUCGUGUCGGGAAGCUUUGCCUUGAAUGGUCUCGCGUUUCAUAAGUCAUUGGUGUAAAUCAGGGUUUCCCUAAACUGAGGGUUUGUUCCCAAAAUGGCCAACUUUGGGAGCGGCGUGGUGAAGUUAACUUGGAAAUUGCUUCAUGUUGUCUUGACUAGUUGGUGCUCAUCAGGUGAUUGUAUGCAGAAUGCUGGUGCCAGCAACUCAUACAGUGGUUUGUACAGAGAAAUAAAUGUACAGUUCCGUGGAACCUUGGUUAGCAACAUUAAUUCAUUCCAGAAGAAAUGACUGGAACCAAAAGGGAUGCUAACCCAUACGAAUUCAUUCAUUCAUUUUCUACAAAUUUCCCCACUGAGGGACGAAUAAAGGCAUAUCUUAUCUUA
Messenger RNA from Doryrhamphus excisus (bluestripe pipefish), 2408 nucleotides. It is a transcript of the gene ednraa, whose product is annotated as endothelin receptor type Aa. Gene Ontology annotation, cellular component: plasma membrane. Gene Ontology annotation, biological process: endothelin receptor signaling pathway; regulation of blood pressure; vasoconstriction. The record is from RefSeq and is a predicted model, not a curated record. Gene Ontology annotation, molecular function: endothelin receptor activity. NCBI's taxonomy places the organism in Eukaryota, Metazoa, Chordata, Actinopteri, Syngnathiformes, Syngnathidae.